AUGCAAUCACCUCCUAGCAAAUCUCGAUUGACCCCACCCGCCCUCUUUUUUCCGCAAACCGGUCCUGUGGCUCCAGCUACUUCGUCAUCAUGGGCUACCGCCCAACACCCCAGUCAUCACCAGUCUAACUACAACUACAACUGCGCAUGGUCUCGGACACCUAUGUUCCCAACGCCUGGUGAACAGGAUCAAACACUUGAUAAUGUUACUAGUAUAAUCACGGAAUGGGAAAGGCGGACACCAAACAGCCUGACUCCUCAUCAGUCGAUACCAGACGAAAACUCUGCGCCACAGCUGCCAACGAACUCAGAAUAUACUAUGUCAUGGCAUAAUCAUUCGAGCGCGGAUUCCAUGGUGACCGAUAACUGCGACUUCGACUCCCUCCCGAGGAAGAAUUUUGCGGAAGACCACGCCCAUUCAGAGUAUGAUGAUGGAGGGGGCGAUGACGACGAAAGCGAUGAAGAGCUAGAGGAGCUUGAGGACGUGAAGGAGGAUCAGCAUGAACCAUGCAUUACAAUGGCAUGCCGGCUUCUUUCGUCUCUGUCCCAAUUUGUACGCUGUGACUGUGAAAAUGGAUACACGCGCAACAACGGCAGUGUAUCCAAUUCUGGCGACCAGCGUAAACCUCUCACCCCAGGAGAAGAAGCCCCUCCAAGCCACAGUAUCUUUCGCUUGACCCAAUCAGCCACGGAUAAUGUAUCUCGAUUGCUGAAUUGCACAGGAAUUGCCUGCACCCAGGAUGCGUCCACGCUUCUGGUGCUAGGUGCAGUUCUUUUCAAAAUCCUCACUUGGUACCGGGCUCUGUAUCAAUCCGAAAUUGACAGGCAGCUUUCGUCAGUCUCCUUGCGGGCACAACCGGGCGCUAACCCCACUCGCCCGCCAGUCAAAUCCAAUCAUUCGACCAGUAGCCGGUCGAGCAAUCGGCUUGACCUGCCACGACAGGUCGGUGGGACAGUAGAUUCAUUGUAUGCCGUCCCAUUGACCAUCCCGCUGAGCAUUGGGAACUUUGACCUCCCGCAUGCUACAGAAAGGAAGAUGAAGGCUCAGUUGUUGCUGUGCCAAUUGCAAUCUUUACACCAGGUAUGCCAGAAUCUUGAUCGACGGGUCCAGGGUGCAGAGCAUAUGCGGGGAGAGAAGAAAGCGUGCGAAGGGUCCAGCGCGCAGCUCCUAGAGCAAGUGGCCGAAUUGCGACGUAUCUUGACAGUGGUAUGUACGCAGGCGCCAACAGAAUAG
Molecule: messenger RNA, 1233 nt
Organism: Penicillium waksmanii
Lineage: Eukaryota; Fungi; Ascomycota; Eurotiomycetes; Eurotiales; Aspergillaceae
Product: Ribosomal protein L10e/L16
Exons: 1
Coding region: 1-1233 (410 amino acids)
Biological process (GO): regulation of DNA-templated transcription; aflatoxin biosynthetic process
Cellular component (GO): nucleus
Molecular function (GO): DNA binding
Source: RefSeq, a predicted model, not a curated record